Molecule: messenger RNA, 1191 nt
Organism: Aspergillus puulaauensis
Lineage: Eukaryota; Fungi; Ascomycota; Eurotiomycetes; Eurotiales; Aspergillaceae
Exons: 1
Coding region: 1-1191 (396 amino acids)
Biological process (GO): protein phosphorylation
Molecular function (GO): ATP binding; protein kinase activity
Source: RefSeq, a predicted model, not a curated record
AUGUCAAAAACCCACCUUGAGCUCAAAUCAUACUCAGAAAACCGAGACUUUCUCGCACAGGGAAAGACGGAACCUAGCAGCCGCUCGCAGACUUUGAUCUACCAUGAGAAGGAUAGCCGGUGGUGGAUCAAAGUGACUCUGAUCGGCUCAAUCGCCAACCUUCUCGACAAUGACCAAAUCCAGCAGGCUUCGAAGUGUCAACGCCGCGUGUUAUUCCAAGACCUAGUUAGACGAAUCAACUACGAGCCGCUUCCCCUCAUCGCCAACACCGUGACUGAGCUUAUAGUAGAAGGAGACACGUCGGCAACAGGGCAAAACUCGGAGGUCGGAUUAGUUGGCACCUCUGGCACACUGGAAAUUCUCGAUAGAUCCCUGAAUUACAGAAUCCGAGAAGAUCCCCUUCGUGUCGUCUAUCCUAAGGCCGCCGAUUACGCUUUUUUUCGGAAGAUCAACGAUGAGGAGCUGACACGCGAUACGGAAAUCUCAGACGGAGUAUUUCGGGUAUACAACAACGGGACGCAGUAUAUUCUCAAGAUAGUUGAUUGUCCUUUUUACAAAUCCAAUGGUUUCACUGUCUCUAAGAGAGAGCUGGAUAACCUUGAGAACUUUUAUGGUGCGCCUAAUAUUGUGAAGCCGAGGGGGGUUGUCGUCUCUACAAACCCUUAUAUGACUUCGAAGGAUAGCAAUCGAGAACCAAUUAUGACUGGGAUUCUACUCCCUACAUACCCUGAAGGAUCUUUACGGGAGAUUCUUUCGGAAAACCGUAUGGCAAAGUACGCCUGGAAGAAAUGGCCCAUCCAGAUCGGAACUGCGUUAAAUUGCUUCCAUGAGGCAAACCAAACUCAUAUGGACAUAAAACCUUCAAAUAUCGCCAUUGAUAGCGAAGGAGAUGCAGAGAUCAUCGAAAUCAGCGGCAUUAGCGGGAUAACUCGCGAAUGGUGCUCACCAGAAAUUCGGGAUGAGGCGUCUCCCUUUGAUCUUUCGUUCGAACAACGUCGACUUAAUGACAUUUGGGCGUACGGAAAACUUCUAUCCGAGAUAGGACUGCAUGCAAAGGAUGGCCCAUUCAGGAAUUCUUUGGAGCAGGUUGCAAAGUGUUUAAUGCAAGACAAUUGCCAAUCACGCAUGUCUUUACCAACGGCAAUAUCUCGACUCAAAAGUACACGCCAUCGAAGGUGUACGAUAUUAUAG